UUUUGGCAAGGUGUUCGGAUACUGAUCUGGGUGUAUGGAACAGAGACAGCAGAUCACCAGCUGAUUGUCAAAAAGAAAAGAAAAGGAUAGAGCAUCUGCCGGGUGCUUUACCUCAGACAUUCUUUAAAUAAUAACUCCUUUUAGUUACAAAAGGCAUCUUGGCAAUUCUCUCAAAUCCCUCUUUAUCGACAGUGAAAAGGUGUCCCAGCAAUUUCCUGAAUUUACCAGAAGAUGAUGUCAAUAGGAGAAAACACAAGAGCAGAGCGUUCAUCACGCAGCGGCAUUGUGCGAAGGAUUGUUAACCUCCCGAUGAACAUAAUAGGAGGGUUCUCGAGAGCAGUGGAUCAUGGAAUGGCACUGAUAGGUGCCGGAAGGAGAGACUAUCAGCGGCUGCAUUUCCAGCAGCCCCAAGAAGCUCUGGCAGUUCCAGAGGAAUGGGUUUUCAUCACCAACUUCGAGCAGCAGUAUGGUUUGUCCCAUCCAUUUUUUUAUGCCUGCAGAUUUGUUGAAGCUCUCAAGAUAGCAGAGCAGGAAUCAAAGCUUCUCUUCCUUUAUCUCCACUUGCCUGAGCACCCCUACACAGCUCCAUUCUGCAGUGGGACACUCUGCAAGGAGCUGGUCGUGCAGUUUCUGGAUGCAAAUUUUGUUUCCUGGGCUGCCGUUGCAAACAGAGGGGAAGGGUUACAUAUAACUGCCGCACUAAGAGCACCCACUUUUCCUUUCUGUGCCAUCAUCAUGCCUACUUCUGGUGAUAGCAUAGUGGUCCUGCAGCAGGUGGAAGGGCCAGUGUCACCUGCUGAACUGGUGGAGAUCCUACAGCUGACACUUGAAGAACAGACCUCAGCUUUCAGAGCCAAAGCAGUGGAAGAAGAGAGAAGAAGAGCAAACCGCCAACUGAGGGAGGAACAAAAUGCUGCAUAUCAUGUGGCGCUUCAAAUUGAUAGGGAAAAGGAAAGAAUCCGGGACUUGGCCAUAGAGGAAACAACUCAGCUUCAAAAGCAGGUUGAAGCACACAAGAAAGCAAACAUCCAGAAGCCAAAGAAAUCUCCUGCUGCUACAAAACAGCCAGGAAACAAAGCAAGGGAAACAACCAAGGAUAAUCAAUGGAAGGAAACCUCUACUCCCAUAAAGGGUCCAAUGGUUACUCAGAUACAGAUACGAUUUCCGAAUGGCGAAAGGAAGGAGCAGAGCUUCCUUUGCACUGACAAGAUUCAGUCCAUAUACAGAUACAUCGACUCACUGGGUUUGCCUGGGGUAGGAAGUUACCGACUGAUAUCCAACUUCCCAAGAAAAGUUUUUGGCUUCGAGCAGAUGAACACAACUCUCAAAGAUGCAGGCCUCCAUCCUAGCGCAAGUUUGUUCCUAGAGCUCAUAUAAUAGUUUGAUAGUAUGAUAGUACAUAACCAUCUGUAUGAAUCCAAAUCACCAGCAGAUAGUUUCCAGAAAUGCUACUGAUAGACAUUUCUAAGUGCACUA
Molecule: messenger RNA, 1476 nt
Organism: Magnolia sinica
Lineage: Eukaryota; Viridiplantae; Streptophyta; Magnoliopsida; Magnoliales; Magnoliaceae
Product: plant UBX domain-containing protein 10-like
Exons: 6
Coding region: 232-1377 (381 amino acids)
Cellular component (GO): endoplasmic reticulum
Molecular function (GO): ubiquitin binding
Source: RefSeq, a predicted model, not a curated record